This is a messenger RNA of Geodia barretti, 232 nucleotides long. Lineage: Eukaryota; Metazoa; Porifera; Demospongiae; Tetractinellida; Geodiidae. The record is from the annotation of a GenBank genome assembly.
GGUCCUCGCAACUGUAUUGGACUCAGGUUUGCUCUUCUGGAGGCUAAGAUUGCUCUCAUGGAGAUUCUCAGGAAGUACAGCUUUGCCCGCGCACCAGAAACUGUGGCCAGCCCGAAGCCAUCAACAGGGUUGACAAUGACUCCUAAAGGAGGAGUACUGCUAAAGAUAAUACCAAGAACCUAGUAAACGAGAACAUAGUUGGAUAACACCAACUGUAAUAUAAUGUUAUUAC